AUGAAGUACAGCCUCAUCCCGCGGGAGAACCUCGUGCUAAUUUACCAGUAUCUCAUUAAUGAGGGUGUGCUCGUUUGCCAGAAGAGCUCGAAGAUUCCUAUGCAUCCGGAGAUUAACGUGCCCAACUUGCACGUUAUGAUGACCAUGAAGUCGCUCAAGUCGCGCAACUACGUUGUCGAGCACUUCAACUGGCAGCACCUCUACUUCAUCCUCACCGACCAGGGCGUGGAGUACCUUCGCACCUUCCUCUACCUGCCGCCCACGGUGUUCCCCGCCACUCACUCGAAGAAACCGGCGACAAAGGCUGCCAUCAAGGAGGAGGUCGCAUAA
Babesia ovata is the source of this 330-nucleotide messenger RNA. Its product is annotated as 40S ribosomal protein. Bases 1 to 330 code for a protein of 109 amino acids. NCBI's taxonomy places the organism in Eukaryota, Apicomplexa, Aconoidasida, Piroplasmida, Babesiidae. Gene Ontology annotation, cellular component: cytosolic small ribosomal subunit. The record is from RefSeq and is a predicted model, not a curated record. The transcript is spliced from 2 exons. Gene Ontology annotation, molecular function: structural constituent of ribosome; RNA binding.